Molecule: messenger RNA, 249 nt
Organism: Acanthamoeba castellanii str. Neff
Lineage: Eukaryota; Discosea; Longamoebia; Acanthamoebidae
Exons: 2
Coding region: 1-249 (82 amino acids)
Source: RefSeq, a predicted model, not a curated record
AUGAGCAGACGAAGGGAUGAAGAUGAGGAUCGUUGGGAUAGACGCGACCGCACAAGGGACUCCUACGAUCGCAGUAGAGACAGAGACAACGGUAGGGAACGCGUGCGAUCGCCGGAUCGCGAACGGCACAGACGCGAUGAAGAUGAUAGAGGCGACAGGGAUAGGCGACGGACGACAGGGAUGAUCGUGGAGACAGCAGAGGCCACGGAAGCGAUGGCGGCGGCAGUGAUGAUCGCUUCAAAUUCAUGA